ACUAGGCUUCUUGGAGCAGAAGGGUGGUGCUGCCCAGGGCGCAUUUCCAGCAGGAUCCGCCACUGCGUGUGCAACGUGCUUAUGUCAUGAGCACCAGCUCAUUUUUUUUUUUUUUUUUUUUUUUGCGCCAACACACAUGAACCAUGUAAAUGUAAUCAUCUUCACACACAUUUUCCUUUGAUUACUGGAACCCACCUGAGUCAUGCCACAGCUGAACCAGUCCAGGUGACCUUUAUCUCUAAAUGCCAAAUGCGCAUGGAUUAUCUGUCUUCCAUGUGUAAGAGUAGUCUUGCAUUCUCACUGGCACCCAGACCCCUCCACUCGUGCUCCAGCUCACUCCAAAGCGUGAGCUCGCUCUACAGCCCACCCCCCGCUCUACCACACCGCGCAGUUGGAUUCAGUUACAGUGAGCGAGAGGACGGCAGAAAAAAAAAUGUAGCGGAACAAUUGAGCCGCGCGUUAUGAGAGGAAGCUGUGAAAUAUUACGACGCGCGAAUAACUGCCAUCAAAAUAACCUCGACAAAUCAAUGAGAUGCGAGACAGCACGAAGGCAUUUGGGGGUCAAGUUCAUGGCAGCGGAUGAGCGCUGGAUCCAGAAGCAGCUGGCAGGAUGAACUGAGACUCUGCGCGCAGGAGCGUGCCACGGGCGAACAUUUGGGUCUGACCUCGGUGGGAAUCAUUUCUGGGACAAACAACUCGGCCCCGGUACAUCAAUGAGGGAUGUGACUGUGUCUGUCUCUGUCCAGACGGGGUGGAUGAAGCCCUCGGCGGUGUCAUGCGUCUUGCCCCGCAGCCAUCAAGCGCGCAACCCUUGCGGCUCGUAGUGUUCUUCGUCCUCCUCGGUCCUGGGGUCGUGUCGUCCCCGGUUAUCUCUGCCGGCUGCCCGGACAGGUGCGUGUGUGAUGACCAGCUGGUGGUCCAGUGCGCCGGGCAGCACCUGACCACCUUCCCGGUCAACCUGCCGCUGGCGACGCGGCAGCUCAUCAUCUCCAACAACCGCAUCGCGGAGCUGCCGCCUCUGGCGCUCAACUACCUGUCCGACCUGGUGUACCUGGACUGCAGCAACAAUUCUCUGACGGAGAUCUCGGAGUCCACCUUCGGGAACCUGCGCAAACUGGCCUACCUGGACCUCUCCUUCAACACCUUGCGCCGUAUCGAGGACAGGACUUUCGGCCCGUUGGCGAGCCUGGUGAUGCUGAGGAUGACGGACAACCCGGAGCUCUCCGACAUCCACCCGGACGCCUUUUCGGAGAACGAGGCCCUUCAGGUGCUGGACGUGAGCCGGAACAACCUGACGGCGCUCAACAUCACCUCCCUGAUCGCGCUGCCCGCCCUGCGCUCCGUGGGGCUCAGCGGGAACCCGUGGAGCUGCCAGUGCGACAACGAGGAUCUCUGCCUGUGGGUCCACCUGGAGACCUUCAAGUUCCAAGAUGAGGGCCAGACAGUGUGUGACUCACCCGCUGACAUGCAGGGCCGCCGUCUGAGCGAGGUGGGCAUUGAGCUCCGGACUUUAUGUCACCAGACGCUGGACUCCUGGGACUACCUCUUCUUCGUGGUCAUUGGCUUUGUCAUCUUUGCCGCCGGGACAGUGUCGGCGUGGUUGAUGGGCGUCGUCAUGGUGCUAUACGAGCGCUACAUCAAGAAGAAAGACAAUCAGCUGGAGCUGGAAAACGAGGAAGAAGAUGUUGAGACGGGUAACGCACCGAGAGGCAGCACAGACCGGGGCAACAGGAGUUUAAAAACUUCACAUACUGUCUGAAAGAAUUAAUCCCGUUCUGUUCACCAUGGGUUCCCACAGUGCCUCCUUGUACACCUCCACGACUGUCUGUGAAGUCUGAUAUUAAAUCAAAACAGAGUCUUUUUUAACAGGCUUGGCUCUCAAACCGAAGUAGAAUUCAACAGAAAUAAGGAAUGUCUUUCUAACCAUUUGUAGUGGGCUUUCAGGGGAUAAAAGAGGUUUUUGUAGUCUCUGUGGUUGAGGUCCCCACUGCUGGGUGGUAUAUGCAAACAUGAAUCUGUAUGUUGUUCACUUCUAUCUAAUGUUUGAGUGGGAAUUGGAUUGGUUGGCUAGAAAUGCAGUCUGCGUCGGCAAAACUGCUAUUAGGGGACCAGUUCGGUUUUUCUUCUGUAAAGCACCCAUGCACACUUAGUCUAUUUUAUGCAUUAUAUUUUUGGCCUAUAUAGUGCUCUAAAAUAAGUUAAAAAAAAUUCUCAUGCUGUUCAAUGUUUUAACAUCUUUUGUGUGAAACACUUAAUUAAAUCUACUUUAUCUAUAACAAAGCUCUUCCUUCUCAAAGGCACAGUAUGUUUUGCAGCGAAUACACUGUAGAACAUCUGCUUAAAGGCAUAGUUCAGCAUUUUCUUAAUUAAGGUUAGGCUGAACUAUAAACAGUUAAGACCUGCAGUAGAUAUUCUCCCAACAUCUUCAUUCUGUAUAAAUUCAUUUUAGUUGGUCCUGGAUGCUGAUGAUAUCUCAGACAAGGGGUCAGUAACCUGCCGCUCUGACCCCUUGGAUCUUCCACAAUGGCUCUGAAAAACUUUGGCUAAAAAUAAUAAAGAACCAACAAAUGUUUUUAGCAAUAGAAACAAUAUCAAAUGUAGUUUUUUGUUUUUCAUGGAAUAACUCCAUUGACUUUCCUUAACAGAAUGACACUGAAAGUACCGGUGAUAUUUUCGGAUCUAUCUUUGUUGUCAUCACAAUGGCAACCAUAUGCAAAAAAGGAUGUUUUUGGCUA
Molecule: messenger RNA, 2735 nt
Organism: Fundulus heteroclitus (mummichog)
Lineage: Eukaryota; Metazoa; Chordata; Actinopteri; Cyprinodontiformes; Fundulidae
Product: leucine-rich repeat-containing protein 52
Exons: 2
Coding region: 776-1759 (327 amino acids)
Cellular component (GO): voltage-gated potassium channel complex
Molecular function (GO): transmembrane transporter binding; voltage-gated potassium channel activity; potassium channel activator activity
Source: RefSeq, a predicted model, not a curated record